Molecule: messenger RNA, 4404 nt
Organism: Limulus polyphemus (Atlantic horseshoe crab)
Lineage: Eukaryota; Metazoa; Arthropoda; Merostomata; Xiphosura; Limulidae
Product: LARGE xylosyl- and glucuronyltransferase 2-like
Exons: 22
Coding region: 406-2616 (736 amino acids)
Biological process (GO): protein O-linked glycosylation via mannose
Molecular function (GO): glucuronosyltransferase activity; xylosyltransferase activity
Source: RefSeq, a predicted model, not a curated record
UGUAUUUACGAGAAGCGAUCGUAAGUACUAGGCCUAAAAUUCUUAUUCAUUUUACGUUAUCUCGACGUAGUUUUGUGUAUCAUUGAUAGUUUAUAUUAACAAGCGUUUUCCUAAAUUGAACUGAAAAUUUUUCAACUUCAAAAUAUAACAUUUGGGUUGACAAGAAAAUGAGAUGUAGCUGUUUUCUGGAUUACAACCACCAGAUUUGCUAAAUCAGGGUCUUAUGAAUGGUAUAUUAGGAAAUCAUCAAUUGUCUUAAAUUCCUGUAAUAUGUUGACCUCCACCACUUUUGAUGGCAACUUGUUCAAGAUGACACUCUUUCAACAUGGAUAGGUCAAAGUAGAAAUAAUUCGUUCUUCAAGAGUCCUGGUGAUAAAACUCCUGGCUGUCGUACGGGGACCCAGAAUGCGACGACGACGAUUUAGCAUUGUUGCUUUGAUCAUCGUGUGUUCUAUUCCAGCUUUGCUGUUCGUUUACUUGGUGUCGUCAGAGGGAGAUGUUACUACAGACAAUCUCUUGGGGUUUACACGACGUGAGGCCAAGCUUGCAGAAAGAGUGAGAGAAGUUGAAGCACAGAAUCAGCUGUUACGAAGGCAGCUAAGUAUUUCUCAGAAUCAGCUUAUGAAUCUUAUGGACGAAGCUCAACAAAAUGAAAGUAGUAUCCAUACAGCCAAAGAAAUUCUGAAAAAAACUGAAAGACAGCAGGAUAGUAGACAAAGGACAUUUGUGUGUGUCAACCCAGAACCUGAGGUACCAAAAUGUGAAGUUAUUCAUGUAUCGAUUGUUUGUGCUGGCUACAAUUCUAGUAGGUCUGUUGUCACACUUAUAAAAAGUAUUCUCUUCUAUCGUAAAAAUCCACUACACUUUCAUUUUAUCUCAGACUCGGCAGCUCAACUUAUUCUUCAAACUUUGUUUCUCACCUGGAAUGUUCCCGGAGUGGACGUUAGUUUUUACCUAGCUGAUAAUGUACAGGGAGAGGUAUCUUGGAUUCCUAAUAAACAUUAUUCUGGAGUCUAUGGUCUGAUGAAGCUGGUUUUAACAAAAACAUUACCUGACACUUUAGAGAAGGUGAUUGUCUUAGAUACGGAUGUCACAUUUGCCACAGACAUUGCAGAGCUCUGGCGAAUAUUUCAUAAGUUUACUUCAAAACAAACUAUAGGUCUAGUUGAAAACCAGAGUGAUUGGUACUUAGGAAAACUAUGGAAGAAUCACCGGCCAUGGCCAGCUUUGGGGCGUGGCUUCAACACUGGAGUAAUCCUACUGUAUCUUCAGCGGUUGAGAGAACUCUCCUGGAUGCAGAUGUGGAAGUUUAUUGCAGAGAAAGAGUUAUUAAGCAUGUUAAGCACCUCAUUGGCAGAUCAGGAUAUAAUAAACGCUGUGUUAAAGCAGCAUCCUUAUUUGAUUUAUCGUCUUCCCUGCCAGUGGAAUGUACAGUUGAGUGACAAUACACUAAGUGAGCUCUGUUACACGGAAGUUCAAGAUUUAAAAUUGAUUCACUGGAACUCACCCAAGAAAUUGAAAGUGAAAAACAAGCAUGUGGAGUUUUUCCGCAACCUUUAUUUAACUUUCCUUGAGUAUGAUGGGAACUUGUUGCGUCGAGAACUGAUAGGAUGUAACAAUACGAGAAGUACCCAUGUACAAGAAGUAUUAAAUGCCAUAGAUGAAGAUGAUCCAUGCUAUGAAUUCAGAAGAGCAAGAGUAGUUGAACACAGGACUCAUCUGUAUUACAUUGAAUAUGAUUAUGAACCUUUUCCAGAAGGUAAUGAUGUCACACUUGUUGCCCAGCUGUCUAUGGACAGACUGCAAAUGGUGGAAGCUGUAUGCAAACAUUGGGAUGGUCCCAUCAGUUUAGCCUUGUAUAUGUCUGAUUCUGAAGUUCAACAGUUUUUAAGUUACACCUUGAGUUCAGAAAUACUUCAGAAUCGCAAAAAUGUUGGUUACCAUAUUGUUUAUCGUGAAGGGCCAUUUUAUCCUGUCAACCUUUUACGGAAUGUGGCUUUGCAGCAAGUGACAACGCCUUUUGUUUUUCUUACCGACAUUGAUUUCCUCCCCAUGUAUUCAUUAUAUGACUAUUUAAAAAAAUCCAUUUCUGCAUUGAGAUUGGAUUCUUCAAAGAAAGCUCUCAUUGUCCCUGCUUUUGAAACCCAGCGAUACCGAUUGUCUUUUCCAAAAUCCAAAGCUGAACUUUUAUCAAUGUUGGACAUGGGUACACUUUUCACUUUUAGGUAUCAUGUAUGGACCCGUGGUCAUGGACCAACCAACUAUGCCAAAUGGAGGACAGCUACCACUCCGUAUCGAGUCCUUUGGGAACCUGAUUUUGAGCCUUAUGUUGUUGUUCCCAGGGAUAUCCCUGAGUAUGACAGGCGGUUUGUUGGUUUUGGGUGGAACAAAGUGUCGCAUAUCAUGGAGCUUUAUGCCCAAGGGUUUGAGUUCAUUGUGCUUCCAAAUGCAUUCAUUGUGCACAUGCCCCAUGCCCCAAGUUUUGAUAUUGCCAAGUUUAGAUCCAGUUCACAGUACAGAAAGUGCUUGAAAAUUCUAAAACAGGAGUUUGUGAAGGACUUAUCCAGAAGAUACGGUAAACAGUUCACAGUUGAGAAGCGUACAUUAAAGAGGUAGCAACACUUGCACUGGUAUAGAAUUCCUGUUUUAGCUUGGUCAGUACUUUGAAAUGUUGGUGCUUAUGUGUCAAAGUUUAUGGGUCUACCAGAGCUGGGGCUGCUUGCUUGGCCAUCCCAAAAUUAGUGAAAACAUCCAUAGAUGGGUUGAAUUAUGUGUAAAGGUACAUGGCAGCUUUGAAUGAAUGAAUUUUUCCUAAGAACAAAUAACCAAUUUUUGCUGGGUGAUAGAAUUACCUCUAAGUAUCACAGUGCAUGGCAUUGAAGAGUUAUUCACUGUGUUCAUCAGCAUAUCACGUUGAAGUGGUGAAAAUAUGUGUAAUCUAUAACAUGUAGUAGUAUCAAGAUAUAUUAUGAAAAUAAAAAACAUUUGCAGUGGGACAAAAACUUCAUUAUAAAAUUCAAGUGAAAAAUGCUCUUAAAUUCUAAAUAUUUCUGUGUAAACAUUGAAGAAACAUCUGGCCCAGUUAUGCAAAAUAGGUUAGGAUCCUUACUGUAUUGUAUAUAAGGAUAACAGAAUCCUUACUGUAUUUUAUGUAAAAAUAAUCACUUCAACAUAAUGUUUGGUUUAAUCAAUUUUGUGUUCAUUAUUGUGAAAUUAUUAAUUGUUCCUCACAAAUCAUUUGUUUGAAGUAAAUACACGUUCCUUAACUGAAGGAACAUACUUUUUAUCUUAGUGUUAAAGUAAAUACACGUUCCUUAACUGAAGGAACAUACUUUUUAUCUUAGUGUUAAAGUAAAUACACGUUCCUUAACUGAAGGAACAUACUUUUUAUCUUAGUGUUAAAGUAUUGCAAAAGCUUUUAUAUAAGUAUUCUGUUGUCUGUUUACUGUUGAAGCCCAUGCCAUUUGUUGGCAAGUGAUUUUGUCUUUCAUUCAUUAGACUGCACGAAUGUAUUAGUGUUUACUUAGCUAGACUCAAAGCAAGGAAGGAGUAAUUGGUAAAACUAGAUCAAAGCAAUCGGUAAUUUUUUUUUGUAGUGUCUAGUGUUUUUAUUACAUUUUCAUAAAAAAAAAAAAAGAUGUGAAGUAUUCUUGAAUUUAUUUUUUGUUAACUUUCUUUUAGCCAUAAUUUCUAUGCAAUAGUUGAUGAUUAAUGGUAAACACAUGAUUUCUUACUAUAUUAAAUUAUGAAUUUAACCUUAUUCUUGAUGGUUUAAAUCUUGUGUUUGUGAAGGUGCUUAUAAAUUGACUCUCUGGACAGUAUAUUUUAUGGAACAUUUUACAUGCAAGUCGAGUGGUAAAUGUAUGCUGUGUAAGUGAUUAGCCCACAAAGUUAUGACUUCAAAGUCUGUGCCUUGUGCUUGACUUGUAGUCUUAUUUACAUAUUAUCGAUUAAGUAUUGAGCACCUGUAAUGAUUAACUUUUUGGUAAAUUUUAGUAUAUUAGAUACUUCUAAAGUUAGAGAAGUUACUAUCUUUCAGUUAGAAGAAACUCCUACUUUCCUUUGUUAAAAGGUAGUGCUUAAAAUUUGCUGUCAAGAUUCUCAGAAGUGUUAAUCUUAGCAUCAUUACUUACCACCUAACAUAAGUCGGAGGAUGUUAUUUCAAGUGCUAAUCUCAAAUAAUCCUGUAGAAGUAGUCUGUACAUCAUGAAAAAGUUGUUAGCAUGGUUCUAUUCUGUUUUUAUAAAUUAACAGGUGUAGACUGCAUUGUCUACAGACUAACAUAGUUUUAUCAUUGAGUUUAUUCGCAAAAAUAUUCAUUAUCAUUAAAGAGUGAUUCAUUUAUUGUAAAGUAAAAAAAAAUAUCUCUUUUAAACUUUGGUAGGAUGAUAAUUAUAAUAUUAU